Molecule: messenger RNA, 2176 nt
Organism: Monopterus albus (swamp eel)
Lineage: Eukaryota; Metazoa; Chordata; Actinopteri; Synbranchiformes; Synbranchidae
Gene: lhfpl7
Product: LHFPL tetraspan subfamily member 7
Exons: 3
Coding region: 568-1287 (239 amino acids)
Cellular component (GO): membrane
Source: RefSeq, a predicted model, not a curated record
GUAGUAUGCACUGAAGGCUUAGUACUGCCUCCAAUCAUAGUGCGCUUCUCUGAAGAUUUUAUUUUGAAAAUCUCAUCCGGAUGUCUUUUUUUUUUUUUUAAACAAACAAAAAACAAAAAACAAACCCUUUCUAACUUGACGCUGUCCAGACGCGCGCACUGAAAUGCACAGUGCACAGUUGUUCGUGAUGAGCCAGCGUAGGUAGGCUACCCUGAGAGGAGCAGAGGGGACCAGCGGCUCCAGGACGUUUGUAUUGCGGGCUCUGCUUGUAAAUCACACCGCUCCUCCACCUGCACUGUAGUAUGACAACUGCGCAUCCAGUUUUGGGUGUGACAAACAUCUUGUGUAUAAGAUUUGAGGAUCUUUCCCGCCUGAGUGGACGCGCGGACGCCUUGUCUUAAUUAUAUCUUCAUCAUUUCACUUGCUGAUGUGUUUUGGACGUUUCCAGAUCCAGAUGUCUUGGACACGCACACAUAAGGGGCUGCAGACGUAAAGUGAUUUAUUUGCUGAUGUAGUGCUGGUCGGGGGCUGAAGUUGAAGUCUUGCUCUUGAAGGCGUCAGCUCCAAAUGCAUUCGCUCCUGGGCCGGGAGAAGAAAGAAGAAGAAGCCGGGUUUGGGAUCGAUCUGGGUCUGUCUGCGGGCUUUUUGCCCCAAGCUGCCACCAUGUUCAGUUGUGUGGGCUGCUUCUGGGUGCUCCUCUCCUCCGCUCUGGUCGCCGUGUGCAGUUUCAGCUUCAUAUCUCCUGCCUGGAUUGUUAAAGACCAGCUGAGGAACAACCAGCACCAGCACCACCACAACAACAAGGACUCCGUGAGCUUCGGUUUGCUGUGGCACUGCUCGGAGUCCGUGGAUCAUAUGUACCGAUGCUACACCUUCGGGGGACUGGGCAAAUUUGCAGAGAUCCCCUCCAGCUCCUGGCAGACCAGUGCAGUGCUGUGUUCAGGAGGCUGUGCUUUGCUGGCUGCCAGCUCCCUGUUGGCCAUCAUCACCAUCUUCCUGCCCAGUGGAGGAUGUGAGAGGAGGAUCUGCACCCUGGCUGGAUACAUGCAGAUGGCUGCAGUGUUCAUCAUGGCUGCUGGACUGCUGGUCUACCCCUUUGGCCUAAACUCGUCACUGGUCAGGUCCUUCUGUGGCAACUCUGACAUUUACUAUGCUGGCGACUGUCAGAUUGGCUGGGGCUACAUGCUGGCUAUUGUUGGCGUCAUGCUUACCAUCUUCUUGCCCUUUUUUGCCAAAUAUGCACCGCAGGAGCAGCUGUCCCCCACCCCUUUACCCACAUUGUUAUAGUGCACUGAAAUAAAGUCUUAUUUUUUCCUUCCCGACCACUCUCUCUAAUCUCGGCUUGAUGUGACAGAGAGACACCUGCAUCCUGUUUUUAAAGAUGAUGAGAAGCCCCACACAGUGAUAACUGAAGCUGACACUCAACAACAAAGUCUUCCCGUAUCUGUUACAAAAUUAAUUUAACUCAAUUAAUUUACAUGGAAUGUUUUGUGUUACAAUAAAACUAGGUGGUUGUAGUUGUUACCUUCAAUCUCUGAGGUUUCCAUACAGUAGUUUAACCUGCCUGUUUUCUUCAUGUCAGCUCUGGAGAUGAUGCAGUCAAACACAACUAAUCAAAUGAUUUUAUAUGAUUUAAGAAAAUGGCCACAGUACUUGCUAAAGUUGUUCCCUUCCUUUGUUUUGUAGAAACAACACACAGUAUGUAACAUUCCAAAACAGACUGGAAGCCGCAUAAAGAGAGGAUGCAUGCAAUGAUGUGGCAGUAGCCUAUGACUCAACCAAUCAAAUAAUGUUUCAUUAAGAGAUGCUGAACAACAUAAGACUCAAAGUCAGAGAAGCUUUGAAUGGUUGAACUGCAUCUUGUGAUGAUGUAUUGUGCUGAGGAAUUUGAACUGUACAUAUGGUUUGGAUUUAAUAGAGCUGAAGUCUGACAUUUGAAAAUGACAUGAUUAAAGAGAACUGGUGCGCUGAAUGAUUUUUGCUCUUCAGACUUCUGUGUCCCAUUCUUGUGAACAGGCAGUCACAGUUGUGUGCUUUUAGUAACUGUCACAAAGAAAAGGAAAAUAAACAACCCACCAGAUCUGCCAUGGCAAUAACAGGAACUCUCUUCUUAGAGUAAGGGAGUGAGUGAAUCAUAAUAGGUGGUUUCAGAGCAGUGUUGUCAAAAGUUUUAUGU